Messenger RNA from Ruditapes philippinarum (Manila clam), 3615 nucleotides. RefSeq lists its product as uncharacterized. Gene Ontology annotation, biological process: signal transduction. Gene Ontology annotation, molecular function: protein binding; GTP binding; GTPase activity. NCBI's taxonomy places the organism in Eukaryota, Metazoa, Mollusca, Bivalvia, Venerida, Veneridae. The record is from RefSeq and is a predicted model, not a curated record. The transcript has 11 exons. Bases 400 to 3615 code for a protein of 1071 amino acids.
AUUAUUUUUCUUUUUUCCCUUAUUAUCCAAUAUGUUUUAUAAUAAUAGAUGCAUUACCAAAUUGGACACUUAUUUUGUACUGUUCUAUUAAUGUAGGUCAGGCCCGGCCAACAAUUUUAUUGAGGCUAAUCGAUAUUGUGUAUCCAAGGCCGGGUAGUUUUUUUCUGUUUUAUAUUUUAGCAAUUAUCUAUAUUUAGCGCACUAACUCGGGCGUAACUAUAUUGCUUUAAUAACACAAUUUCUACUAUACCCAAGAGUAAAUACAGUGAGUUUAGGAUGUAAUAAAGAAUGCAAAUGUACAUUCGGUUUGAUAAAGCUAAAUUAUACCAGUUUAUUAUGCAUAAACAGAUGUAUACUUAGUAUUGGGCGUGCAAAAAGGUUCAACAAGGAAAAAACAAAAUGGAGUUUUCAGAGACAAAGAGUCGCAUUUUUAAACUAGUUAUAAUUGGGCAUAGUGCAGUUGGUAAAACGUGUAUUUUACAAAGAUUUUGCAGGGAUAGAUUUUCUGAAGAGCAUAUUGAAACUACUGCGGUCAAUUUUGCUAUAAAACACACAGAAGAAGCGGGACAAAAGAUACAACUAUAUAUUUGGGACACGUGCGACAAAGAAUGUCAUCGAGACAUUAUCGACUUCCAUUGCAAACCAGCUAUGGGGUUUAUUCUUGUUUAUGACAUUACAAAUGAGGAAACUUUCAAAGGAAUGGAUAAGAGGAUCAAACAUUUAAAAGAAAUAGCACAAGAUAAGGAUCCUAGUUUUCUGAUUGUUGGAAACAAGUUGGAUGCAGAAAAUAGAAAAGUUAGCAAAGAAAAAGCAGAACAGUUUGCAGCCGAGAAUGGGGCUAACUUUAUUGAGGUGAGCGCAAAGGCAUCAACUGGUAUAAAUGAAGCGUUUAAUAUGAUAGUAAGGAAAAUAAGAAUAAAGAUGGAUUCAUGGACUUUGGUAGACGACAAUGCAACAGAGAAACAGAAUGAAAAACUUCAAACUUGGUCUGGGUGGCUUUUGAGUGAAAAGGAAGAAAAAGAAACAUCGACUGAACAAAAUGAGCAAGCAACGAAUACUUGGUUUGGAUGGCUUAGUCCAGGCUAUGAUGAUAAAAAGAGAAAGAGAUGGUCAUACAAAAAAGCAAAGGAUAUGAUCAAUGGAUGGAUGUUUCCACACUUAACAAAGAGCAACUCCACUGUCUCAGAUACAGUUCCAGAAGAACUGAUGAAAGAUCCAUUUACACUGCAGCUGUAUAGAUUGGCGUUGACAGAAGGUAAAGAGCUUGAUAGGUCUAUCCGUGUUAACAUUGUUGGAAAUUAUGGCCAAGGAAAGACCACUCUGAUGAGGAGGAUUCUCAACAAGGACAUAAAUAACGUCAAAAGUACGAAUGCAAUUGAUGUUGAACAUUUUACUUGUCAACGAACAUCUGAAGGUAAACUUUCAUACAGCAAAUACGAUGACAAGGACUGCUCAAAGCUUGUAAAGAGACUGGCGUCUGUUGCUCGGUUCUUGAAGGAUAAAGCGUCGUUAUUUGAAUCGACGGAGAAGAAUAAUGACGAUGAAAUAAAAGAUUUGAGUGGAGAACAUAACAUACAGAAAGAUUCAGAAACACCGCUGAAAAGUUCAGAAUCACAGUCAUCGGAAAUACCCGAUGCUAUUGAUGAUAGUUACAAAAUGUCCGAUGAAAUUUGUUCUGAAGGGUCAAAUGACGACUCAUUAGGAAGACGUUCCAUUCUAUCUGACGACGAUAAAAUUCGAUUUGCACAAGAACUUAGUAGAGAAAAUUCAAAGGAGGGAGACGAUAAUAUGGAUAUUUCGGUAGAAUUUUGGGACUUUGGUGGACAGUUCGUUUUUUAUGCAACGCAUAUGAUCUUCCAUAGUAGAAAAGCUAUCUAUCUCUUGGUGUUAGACUUAACAUCUCAUUUAAACGAAAUAGCUGUGGACCAAGAUUUCCCUACGGAAUCACAUGAAAGAAGUAUGGCAUAUUACGUACGGUUCUGGAUUAAUUCCAUCCACUCUUUCGUCGGAUCAGAAAAUGGAGUGGAGCCUACCGUCAUACUCGUUGGUACACAUAAGGAUAAACUGAAAGGAAAUGUCGAUCAGAAGAUAGAAACGUUCUUUGAAAAUAUUCGAAAACUUUUUGAUGGUACAAAACUCUUAAAACACAUUUAUAGAAAAGAUUUUGCAGUGGAUAAUACUGUCGCAGAUGAUGAAGGUGUUACAGCGUUGCGUGAAGCCAUCAUUGAAAUAGGGAGAGAAAAGGCCAACACUGUUGAAAUUCCAGCAAAAUGGAUACAGCUUGAAAAAUCAUUGAAAGAAAAAAUACAUUUAAAAAUAAUAACGUUCCAAUAUGUCAUGACAAUUGAUGCUUGGAAUGAGUAUCCGCUGGGUUCAGUUGAUCAAGUACGAAUAUUUCUCCAGUACCACCACAGCAAAGGAACUUUCAUCUAUUUUGACGAGGAUUCGAUAUCUUAUUACGUUGUACUAGAUCCCCAAUAUUUGAUUGAUGCCUUUAAAUGCCUUAUAACUAGUGAGCAAUUUUGCAAGAAAGAUCCCGACAUUCGGCCAUCAUUCAACAAACUUCAUGACGAGGGAAGACUAGAAAAAGAACUUGUCGAUAAACUUUGGAGCAAAGAUAAAGAAUUAAUGUAUAUGGAAAACAGGGAAAUAUUAUUGGAGCUUCUUGCGAAGCACCAUAUUAUCUCUGAGGCUACCAAAUAUGAAGAAGAUACAAAAAAAUCAUCGGGUCUUGGGUGGUAUGUUGUUCCGAGUUUACUGAGAGAUCUAUAUCCCAGUGAUGAGUUUGAGCAGCUUUUGUGUGGAAGGAGGCAGUCAGCACUACGGUUUGUAAUGGAAUUUGAAAUCUCUACCAUAAUUCCUACAAUCUACCAUCGACUUGUCGCCGCCAUUGUUGGCAAAUGGCCGAUUAUUCAUUUUCGAGAUAAGCCGGUCAUGUACAAAAAUCUAUGUGCAGCAAGGCUUGAAAAUAACCAUAUUGGAUUUGCAGAAAUGAGAUCAGAAACAAUCGAAUUGUCAGUAGCAAAUCUUUGUUCAAAAGUUGCAAUUGACGGUGAUCGUUGUGAUAGGCUACGCAGAUUUGUUGAAGCUGUGAUUGAGCAUGAAUUUCACAAGCUUAAAUGUUCAAAAGAAACUUGUGCUAAACUGUAUGCCAUAAAAUUUCGUUGUAAUCAUGAAAUUCACGGAGUGAAUGGGAGUAAAGACACAAUCGAAUGGAAGCAAGUUGUAACAGCUAAACAAAUUCCUUGUCCGGAUUUUGAAUCACAUGCUAUCAUUACAGCGGAUGGAUUUAGUGAGUGGUAUAUUGACCACAGAAUGAAGCUUCAGAUUCCGAAAAAGGGAGUUACAGAAAAAGUGCUUAGUCAAAUCUCAAACCAAAUAGGUCACAACUGGCAAACAUUAGGACAUGAACUGGGUGUGACCAAGGUUCAAAUCGAACAGAUUAUUGAAGAUAAUCCACAUAGUACGUCAAUGAAAAUAUUUGCUAUGCUUACAAAAUGGAGUCAGAACGUUGAAAUAGCUACGUUUGAUGUUUUAGUUGAAUCAAUGCAGAAAUGUCCUACUCUAAAUGUAGACUGGGGCGAAAUAAGAAACAUUUUGGAUAGCUUGGAGUGA